CUGCAAUUACGAUUACACCCCUCGACUCAUUCCCCCCUACCCCUUAUCCUUAUAUACGAACCUUCGCUCGCACUUUCAUGUACAUGUAGCAUCCUUCUCUCUCUCUCACAUUCACUACUGAAAACAAAAGCUUAUUUAAGAAAUGGCAAAAGGAGGGAAGCUUACAAAGCUGAAGUCAGUGCUGAAGAAAUGGAACUCAUUUGGCAGCAACAGCAGCGGCGGCGGGAGCAGCAAGCAGAGCCGGCACAACAGCAGCGCGGUGGCAGACGACGUGGAGGGGGAAGAGCUCCACCCGGUGUACGUUGGGAAGUCACGGAGGCUGUACCGCGUGUCGUCGGACGUGGUGGAGCACCCAGUGUUCCGCGAACUGGUGGAGAGGUCACGUGAGGAGCACGAUCCUCAGCAAGUGGCGACACGCGUUGCCUGCGAGGUCGUCCUCUUCGAGCAUCUGCUGUGGAUGCUGGAAAAUGCCGAUCCCCAACCCGAGUCCCUCGACGAACUUGUCGACUUCUAUGCCUGCUAGAUAACAUCCAACAUCAUGCACAAAAACAUAACCCUACUAUUCAAAUUAAAAUUACUCUUUCUUAUUAGUAUAUACUUUCUAUAUAAUUACUAGUAAAUAACUCCACAUGCAACUUUCAUCAAUUUUUAAUCAUGUACAUUUCUUUUCAAUAAUUAAACAAUCUUGUCACUCUUCAUCAUUCCUUAUUCAUUUCAACAAAUUAAGCAACAGUAGUAAUUGAUGCCUCUUUAUGUAUGUAUGUGGUCGGUGGUACUGUCCCAAUCUGAUGUGUAGAAUAGUACAAGAAAUUAAUGUAUGGGAAUGCAUGCUAUAAAACCAAGACAUUAUUUUGUCC
Messenger RNA from Arachis ipaensis, 857 nucleotides. NCBI's taxonomy places the organism in Eukaryota, Viridiplantae, Streptophyta, Magnoliopsida, Fabales, Fabaceae. The record is from RefSeq and is a predicted model, not a curated record.